AUCGACGCCACAGCAGCUCUGCAGGGUUACACGACAUCACCAAUCCCUAUCUUGACUUCGUAUUCUCGGUAAUUCUUGUGUCACUUGAGACUGAUGUUGUGUAGCAAUAUGUAGAUUCGCAGAGCCAAUCGCCUUGACUUCUGUCUUUCCGUACUUGCCUGAAAUGAUAGAGAGCUUUGGUGUAGAAAGGAAGAACGUUGCAAAAUGGGCUGGCAUUGCUGGUGCUUCAUUCUCUUUUGCUCAAUGUCUUACUGCCAUCCUUUGGGGAAGAGCUUCGGAUCGUUUCGGACGAAAGCCCACAAUUCUAUUCGCACUUUUCUGCACCAUGACCGCUUCUUUGGUAUGGGGUAUGUCACGAUCCCUACCUAUGGCUAUUGCUGCAAGAGCUCUGGCUGGUGCCUGCAAUGGAAAUGUUGGUAUUAUCCGAACGAUGGUGGCAGAAAUGGUACCACAAAAAGAACUUCAACCUAGAGCGUUCUCGAUCAUGCCACUUGUGUGGACUAUUGGUUCCAUCUUUGGACCCUCCUUUGGAGGAAUGUUUGCGAAACCAACAGAGAACUUGCCUUGGCUAUUUGGAGGCAACAAGUUCUUUGAGAAAUUUCCUUUCCUUCUUCCCAACCUUGUUGCUGCAGCUUUGUUCAUAGUUGGGCUGACAACUGGAGUUUUCUUCCUUGAGGAAACACUCGAAACGAAAAAGAAUCAGACAGACUACGGAGUUAUCCUAGGAAAGAAGUUCAUUAAGUGGUUCAAGGCAAUCUUCCGACUACGUCGUAUAAAUCCACAACCAUAUCGUCGAGCAUCAGAAAGUUUCGAUGAAUCUGCCGCCUCACUCCUUCGGCCAACUUCAUCAGCUGGCUCAGACGUUGGCAAAUUUGACGAUGAAUCAUUCACACCGAAAAAUACGAAAUCUGCUCCACCACGACCUACCAUGAAAGAAGUUUUCACCAGACAAUCCAUCAUCAAUCUCGCAGCCUACACAUUCCUCGCCCUCCACUCCGUCUCGUUCGACCAACUCCUACCGAUCUUCCUUCACUUGCCACCUCAAGUUCCUAAUUCAGACAACACGAAACUACCGUUCAAAUUCUCUGGUGGGUUCGGCCUACGAUCAAGUCGAAUUGGAACAUUGUUUACCAUGUAUGGUGUUGUGGGAUGCUUCAUCCAAUUCCUCAUCUUUCCGCCAACAGCCCGUAAAUUCGGCGUUCUAAAUUGCUUCAAAGUCUGCGCCGUCACAUUCCCGCUCGUCUCGUUCGUCACACCAUAUACAGCACUGAUCCAGAACAGCGCCACUCAACAAGCUGCAAUCUUCGGCAUCAUGAUUGUCAAAUGUUUCGCAGUCAUCUUCGCAUUCCCAUGCUCGAUCAUCCUUCUCACCAACUCUGCCGUCAGUCUCCGUAUCCUGGGGACAUUGAACGGUUUCGCAGUUUCGAUAUCUGCCAUUGGGAGAGCUAUAGGUCCAGCUAUGACGGGAACUGUCUUCACAUGGGGUUUCGAGAGAGGAUAUAUGAUAACAGCUUGGUGGUUACUUGGAAUUAUCGCAGCUAUUGGCGCAAUACCAAUCUGGUACCUCGUCGAGAUGCCAGGUUUCUCCAAAUCAGACUCUGAUUCUGACGAUGACGACGAAAGCCUCCUACCAACAGUUGAAGAAGACGAGGAAGGUGAAGCCAGAGCGACUGAGAUUUUAGAAGGCGACGAAAUCGACGAUAUGAACGAAGAAGCACUAGACACAGUCGAAGGACCACCAUUGAGUCUCGUGAAGAGUAGAAAGAGCAUUGAUGAGGAAGGUAUCGAAGGCAGAAGAUCUAGAAGAGGAAGUGGUCUCAGUAGACUUGAAAGAAGAAUGAGUUCUCCUAUUGGUGUUCGCGGCGGCAGCGUGGGACCUGGAGGCGGGAGACGCCUAAGUAAUGGUCUGGCAGCAAGUAAUAUGGGACAAGGAACUGGUGGGAGCACGUUUCAUUAGCGGGCUACGGGAGUUCGAGAGUACUUCAAAGCUGGGUGUAUGGUGUUUGGGAUUUUAUGUGCGAUAGAAAUAUACCGGACAUACCCUGAGCGCUUGCUUCUAUUUCGGAGUUGAUGGUCUUGUGAAUCA
Mollisia scopiformis is the source of this 2086-nucleotide messenger RNA. Its product is annotated as MFS general substrate transporter. NCBI's taxonomy places the organism in Eukaryota, Fungi, Ascomycota, Leotiomycetes, Helotiales, Mollisiaceae. Bases 164 to 1957 code for a protein of 597 amino acids. The transcript is spliced from 4 exons. Gene Ontology annotation, biological process: transmembrane transport. Gene Ontology annotation, molecular function: transmembrane transporter activity. The record is from RefSeq and is a predicted model, not a curated record.